Molecule: messenger RNA, 4795 nt
Organism: Anolis carolinensis (green anole)
Lineage: Eukaryota; Metazoa; Chordata; Lepidosauria; Squamata; Anolidae
Product: zinc finger protein 572-like
Exons: 1
Coding region: 3045-4097 (350 amino acids)
Biological process (GO): regulation of transcription by RNA polymerase II
Molecular function (GO): RNA polymerase II cis-regulatory region sequence-specific DNA binding; DNA-binding transcription factor activity, RNA polymerase II-specific
Source: RefSeq, a predicted model, not a curated record
CCCAACCUUCAAGUCACAAGGCUUUAGUGCACUACGCAAUCAGGGGCUCCAUUCUUCCCCCUUAUUUAUAUAUUUAUUUAUUUAGGUAAAAAGGUUUCUCUCCCCCGGCGGUGCAGCAGAUUAAACCGCUGAGCUGCUGAACUUGCUGACAGAAAGGCUGGCAGGUUUGAAUCCGGGGAGAGGAGUGAGCGCCCGCUGUUAGCCCCAGCUUCCGCCAAUCUAGCAGUUCGAAAACAUGCAAAUGUGAGAAGAUCAAUAGGUACCACUUCUGCGGGAAGGUAACAACGCUCCAUGCAAUCAUGCCUGUGGCCACAUGACCUAGGAAGUGUCUAUGCACGAUGCUGGCUCAUUUGGUGAUGGGUACAACCCCCAGAGUCGGACACGACUGGACUUCAUGUCAGGGGAAACCUUUACCUUACUGUGUGUUCUGCACAAUAGUGUGUUUUUGUGAGCCGCUCCUAGUUAGAGUUGUUGUAUGUAUUCCGGGCUGUACGGCCAUGUUCCAGAAGUAUUCUCUCCUGACGUUUCGCCCACAUCUAUGGCAGGCAUCCUCAGAGGUUGUGAGGCAUGGAGAAACUAGGCCAGUUAAUAUAUAUCUGUGGGAAGUCCAGGGUGUGAGAAGAGUUGUUUGUCAGUUGGAAUGUUGCGUGAAUGUUGCAGUUAAUCACUCUAAUUAGCAUUGGAAAGGUUUGUCUCUUGCCUGGGGGACAUCCUUUGUUCAGAAAGGAGGAAACCAUGAAAAUGAACAAAAUCUGGCUACCAGUAUUAAAAAACUCAAAAAUCAGAACAGUAGAUGGGAACCAACACUCUGAGGGCAGAGGAGCUCCAGGGAUGACUAAUGACUCUGAACAAAGAGUAUGAAAUUCGUGAAAUGCAGUAGAACCUGCGGAAGGCCAGCUAUCUGCAGUAACAAUCCAACUGCAGAGCAGUGGUUCAUCAAGCUGAACAUAGAUUACUCAGGUCAGUGGCCAGGGGUCUGAGCAGGUAUCCCCCAGCUUCACUGACUUUCAUUAAUUUUCCAUAUAAACUAUUUUCUUGGAAGAAGGUUAGCAAGAAAAAGGAAGAGGGAGGAAGAAUAGAAGGAGGAGAGGAAGGAAGGAAGGAAGAAAAUAAGCAGGAGGAGGAAGAAUACAGGAAGGAGGAGAAGGAUUAAUUAAAUCUUAUUUUAAAAGCUCAAAUCCAGUCAAAGAUUAUUUCAGAUCACUGUCCAACUACAAUAGACAUAGAAAAAAGAAGCAGCAGGAGGAGGAAUAGAGGAAGGAGGAGAAGGAAGAGAAGAAAAAAAGGAGGAGGAAUAGAGGGGGAAGAAGGAGAAGAGCGAAAAGGUGGCCCCAGGUGUGGCUGCGGGUCAGAAGCGGAGAGGCAUCCGUCCCUCCAAGUAAUGGCUUGGGGGAGGCCGAGCUGUUGACCCCACAGAGGCCUGCCUGAAGCUGGGGCCCAAAGGGGCCCCCGAAGUGACCCGGGAAUGGGUGGCUGGGCCGGAGAGGGUUGAAAGGCCUCCACCUUUCCCCAUAGAAACCCCUUUUCUUUCCUUCCUUCCUUCCCUCCCUGGCGGUGUUAACUCCUCUCUCUCCUUCUCCUCCUCCUUACUUCAGGGAGGUGCCCACCUUCAUUCAGUCACAAGGGACAAGGACUGCAAACGGUGAGGGCUGCCCAUCAGCAACACCCGCUUCCCUCCUUCCCUCCCUCACCCAAGUAUAAGUCAAGGGGGGCUUUUUCAGCAUUAAAAACGUGCUGGAAAGGCCGGCUUAUGCUUGAAUAUAUACGGUAUUUGUUUGUAGUUCUAUCCUUACCAUUAGAAACCUUCCUUCUAUAUCUUUCUUAACCAUUUGGGGAGUUUGGGGAGAUAGAAUACCAGGCCAUUUCUUUUGGAAGUUCUGCUUCUGUUGCUGAAAAUCUUCCCCUGGAUGGAGGAAAAAGAAGACAAGGAGAAGUGGGCAAAGGUGACAGGAGUUGGCAGGAAGGAGGCUUUGUGGCUGGAGCGGUGCCUGUCUUUGCAUCUCAUCAUGGGGCUCUACCGAGGGAAUGCAUGGCCUGGAUGGAACGUAGUUCAGCAUGGACUCAUUUUGUGAAGAUCCCAACAAACCUCAAUGUGGUUUUGAAUUAGCCAGUUGGAGAUGCAGGUCCUUGUUAGCUUGGAAGAUUCAUUUGGGAAAUGUGGCCGGAGUGACCCUUUGAGAUGCUGAGGAAGCAGAGUGGGGAGUCCCUGUGGCAGGGGAGAUAAUGACGUAAUCAAUAAAGAAAUCCUUGUUCCUUUGAGCAUUUAGCACAAUGCUGGUAAUUCACGGAAACCCAUGAUCCAGAAUAUGUUACACCCUUGAAUAAUGGAAGGAGUUCUGCCUGCCUGCCUGCCUUCUGUUCCUUUAACCACGUUUGGGUUUGACCCAAUGAAAUGGGUGUGGCCCUCCAAUAUUGGAAAAGGGUUCAGUUCUCUCCUUCAGUGAUUCCUUCCUUCUCUUAUCCUCUCCUUCUGUGUUUCCUCCCUUCCAUCUUUCCUUUCUUCUUUCCUUUUUCGCUUUGUUUACCUUGAGCCAGAGGUAUGCGGCUUCAUGUCUAACCUUUUGCUUCUUCUUUCUUGACCAGGACGUGAGAGUUCUCUGGAGCCACCCCUGCCGUGAUGGGAAACGAACCAGCUUCUAGUCGAUAUUAAGGAUUUUGGAAACCAAAGUGCAGUAAGGAAACCAGUCCUCUAGGAAAAAGGAUUCCUCUCAAGGGGCUGAUCUUGCUGAAUUCCUACAUUCACUUUGGAUUAUACAGUAGAACCAUAGAGUCGGAAGAGACUGCAUGAGGCACCCAGUCCAGGCCUCUGCCGUGCAGGAAAAGCGCAAAGUACCCCUGACAGAUGAGCAUCUAGCCUCUGUUUAAAGGAUUCCAAAGGAGCUUUCACUAUAUUUUGAGGCAGAGAGUUCCACCGCUGAACAACUCUUACAGUCAGGAAGUUUUUCUUAAUGUUCAGAUGGAAUCUACUUUCCUGUAAUUUCAACCCAGUGCUGCGAGUAAUCAGAAAGGGAAAAACAAGAAUCAAGUGUCCGUAUUGGAAUUAAAUGUACAUAGCACAUAACACUGUUGACAUGGAGGAAAAAGCAUAUAAAUGUAUCGAAUGUGGAAAGAGCUUUAGUUGGCAUGGAAAUCUGAAGACACAUCAAAGGACUCACACUGGGGAGAAACCCUAUAACUGCCUGGAGUGUGGACAGAGCUUCACUCAGAAGGGAAACUUAUAUACACAUCAAAGAACUCACACCUGGGAGAAACCCUAUAACUGCCUGGAGUGUGGACACAGCUUUGCUCAUAGUUCAGCUCUACGUAGACAUCAAAGGAUUCACACCGGGGAGAAACCCUAUAACUGCCUGGAGUGUGGACAGAGGUUUACUCAGAAGGGACACUUACAUUCACAUCAAAGGACUCACACUGGGGAGAAACCCUAUAACUGCCUGGAGUGUGGACAGAGCUUCACUCAUAGUUCAGGUCUACGUUCACAUCAACGGACUCACACUGGGGAGAAACCCUAUAAAUGCCUGGAGUGUGGACAGAGCUUUGCUCAGAGUGGAAAUUUACGUUCACAUCAAAGGACUCACACUGGGGAGAAACCCUAUAAAUGCCUCGAGUGUGGACAGAGCUUCUCUCAUAAUUCACAUUUACAUAGACAUCAAAGGACUCACACUGGGGAGAAACCCUAUAAAUGCCUGGAGUGUGGACAGAGCUUUGCUCAGAGUGGAAAUUUACGUUCACAUCAAAGGACUCACACUGGGGAGAAACCCUAUAAAUGCCUCGAGUGUGGACAGAGCUUCUCUCAUAAUUCACAUUUACAUAGACAUCAAAGGACUCACACUGGGGAGAAACCCUAUAAAUGCCUGGAGUGUGGACAGAGCUUUGCUCGGAGUGGAAAUUUACGUUCACAUCAAGGGACUCACACUGGGGAGAAACCCUAUAAAUGCCUGGAGUGUGGACAGAGCUUCUCUCAUAAUUCACAUUUACAUAGACAUCAAAGGACUCACACUGGGGAGAAACCUUAUAAAUGCCUGGAGUGCGGACAGAGCUUUCCUCAGAGUGGAAAUUUACGUUCACAUCAAAGAACUCACACUGGGGAGAAACCAUAGAAAUGCAUGGAGUGUGGACUGAGCUUUUCACGGAAUAAGGUUAUACAUAAACAUCAUAGAAUUCACCCUGGAGAGAAUGAUGUUAAUUGACCCCAGAGUGUCAUUCUAACAUAUACAAAAGCAACUCUUGCACAUUUUGGAAAUUCAAGCUCAAAGUUGGGACAUUUCAUCACAUGUGGUGUAUUGUAGAAAGAUUGAACUAAAAUAUGUUCCAUUCUGGAAGGAAACAAGGUUACAUGAAACUAGAGUUUUAUAUGCUGAGAAUGUUGGAUGAUCAAUUAGGAUGAAAGCAUGGGUAGUUACUGCGAGAUACUAAAGUGAGAAUUGACAGGGAUGGAAGGAAUGUUUUAUUCCAAAGCAAAAAUAAUGGCUUAUGAAGAUCUGCAAAUUAGCCAAAACGAACAAACUGACAACAAUGUGGGCAAAUGUCAGUUGUAAUAUCUAUUAAUUGGAAGAGUGUUUUCAGAAAUAGAAGUGUGGUUAUAUUAUAUUAUCUAAAGGGAGAAGAAUAAUGAGAGAUAAAAAUUAACAGAUCGAAUGAGGCCUUUAGGCACGUAUCCCUAUCUGAUUUCUAGUUCAGUUGUGUGUUUAUGUAGGUAAUUGUUUCGAUAGUGUGUUUGUUUCUGAUUUAGUUUUGUAUCUCUUGUAGUUAGUUUCAUGUUCAGUUGAAGCAUUAUAUAUAAUUUCUGCAUUUUUUG